CAUCCGUGCUCGUCAUGGAUGUCAACAACACGGCAGCUCGCUCUCUCUCUCUCUCACCCCGCAGGAUCACAGCUGCCCCUGAACGCCCCUCGGUGUCGUCACGCACAGUCUGCAGCGGGGACACUUCACGUGUCGACGGGAGACCAUUUCCAGAAGUGUCUGUGAUGAACUGUGGGAAUGACAGAUCAUGCAGUGUCAUGUAUCAAAGGCAUGUACGCACCAUCUUCAUCAGACAGGGAUGUUGCAGCGUCCCAAGCCAAGUGACUCGGAGGAAGACCUCCUGAGAGAGCAGGAGCAGUUUCUGACACGUGGUGCCCUGUCCGCCGCCAAUGUGGUCCGCCGUCCCGACAAGAGGAGAGGCGAGGCUGGCGAGGGAGGAGGAGGAGAACACAACGGGGAGGAUGAAGGACGUCAGAAGGACGUGGUGACUAUAGAAGAUCUUCCAGACCAGCUCCCUUCUCUGACACCAGCACCCCCAAAGAAGUCUCGCUUUAAAGCCAGUCGUGUCACCUUCGAGGAUGAGGAUGCCGGGGAGAGGCUGGACAGACACGACACUCACAUCAGCGCUGUUCUCUCGAGGAUUGUUGAGCGAGAUACCAGCUCUACUCCAAUAUCUCUACCGGCAUUUACAGGCAUGGCUUUCCCCAAAGUGUUACACCGCUCAGAGAACAGCACCCAGGUGCCUCUGCCUUCAACUGGAGGGAGGAAAAGCAUCUUUGCUCAUCAGAUCGCAGCUCAGAGACUUAAAGAAGGAAAGAAGCCAUUACACCGUGCACCUGAAUCAGCUCGGACACCUGAACCCAGGGAGCAGAACCUCCCUCCUGAGACGAGUAUGGAUACAGAUCACUGUAAUGCUGCAGGUCCGAGGCUGGUAUCUGGUCAGGGCCUCGGGGGCCCAGAUAGCCCCGGAGAGACCAUGAGGAUCCACAAGGAGAACCAGACCAGACUCCAGACGAUGUCUCGGUCUGAGAUAAUUGAGGAGCAGAAGAAACUCUUAUCACAUCUUGAUCCGAGACUGGUGGAGUUUGUUAGAUCUCGCAAAGACCAGAGUGUCCCGUCCUCUCCCUCCCCAUCCAAACUACCCGAGGGCAAAAGCAGCAAGGGAAAUUUUCCUCUUAAAAACGUGAGCAGAGAGUCAGGCUCUUCCAGCGCCGCUGUGUUGUUUCACAAACCACAAGAAGUGGAGAUGGAGGGGGAGGAGGAGGAGGAAAUUUCACCACCACCUGCUAUGAUGGUGAAGCCUCAGAAAGAUUGGGUCCAUAUGGAUAAGCUGGAGCCAGAGAAGCUGGAAUGGAUGAGAGAUCUGCCUGCACCCAGAAGGAAAGGAACUACGAAGGCCAUGGAGGGUCGGUUUGACUUUGCCGGGAGUUUGAUCCCGCCCACGGAAGAUCUUCCCACUCACCUGGGUCUGCACCAUCAUGGAGAUGAGCCAGAGCGGGCAGGUUACUCCCUGCAGGAACUCUUCUUGCUGUCUCGGAGUCAGAUCAUCCAGCAGAGGAGUCUCGCCCUAAGCACUUUAGCCAACAUCAUCUCCAAGGCACGAGCUGGAGAAUACCACUCCAUUCUGAAAGGCAGUGUGAUGUCCACUCUCCUCGACGCCGGACUGCUCUUCCUGCUCCGCUUUGCAUUGGACGACAGUGUUGAAGGAGUGAUGUCUGCAGCCGUGCAUGCACUCAAAGCACUUGUAGUGUCUGCAGAAGAUGAAGAGUGUUUGGACUGCACCUUCUCCUGGUUUCGUGGCCUGGCUGCCUUCCCUCUGCUGCCGUCUGCCCAGGAGGAACAAGAUGAGGAGGAUGAAGGGCUGGAGGAAAGUCUGAAGGAGACAGCCAAGGAGAAGGAGGAGAGGAGGAGUGAUCAUGAUGUCGCCAGGCAGGAUGUUGUCAAGGGUCUGCUAAAAAUGAAACUGCUCCCGAGGCUACGUUACAUCCUUGAGGUGUUGCGACCGUCCCCUCGAGUUGUCCAGGGCGUCCUGGACAUCUUGAUUCGUUUCGCUAGGCACUCAUCCUUGUCUGCCACCCAGGUGUUGGAUUGUCCUCGCCUGAUGGAGACCGUGAUGUCCGAGUUUCUUCCCACCUCUUGGACGGCAACAUCUUCGCCUCACCCUCAGUCUGUUUAUGGACUCCCACAGGCCAGCGCCAUGAAGCUCUUAAGAGUUUUGGCCACCUCUGGCAGACAUGCUUGUGCCAGACUGUUAAACUCUUUGGGAGUGAGGGAGCGUUUGUGUCGUCUGCUGAGUGCCGAGCUCAGUGAGCUGCUGCUGGAGACCACCCAGGCUCUCAGGAUCACCACUGAGGCCUACAGGCUGUGGGCUGUAGCAGCCGCGUACGGACAGGCCAGCGACUUAUAUCUAGUCCUGUACCCAGCCUUGGUGAAGGCUUUGCAGUCUGUUCAGCGAGCGCUGAACCCCUCAGAUCCCCUGUUGCCUCUUCAGCUGCAGCGGGUUCUGGCUCUGCUGUCCUUUCUCACACAGGUCACACACACUGCGGGAUGCCAUCAGGAGCUACAGGCCGGCAUGGUCAGCUCCCAGGGAGAAGAGUGCCCCCCUCCUCCUCCAGUGUCCUGGGGUCAUGUCACGGGGUUGCAGGCGUCCUUGUUAGGCCAUUUAAAGGGCUUUGUGAAAAGCCUUGAUAAUUCAAUUCCGAAAGACAGCAGCCUCACUCUGAUACCAGCGUACCUCGUCUACCUAGAAGCGUAUUAUCAUCAGCUCUCCAGACAGAAUUGUUUCAAGCCAGUGGAGACGCUUCAAGAACUGGAGCAGCUCACAUCUGAGGUUCUUCUCCCGUUGUUUUCUCACCGUGUUGUGCAGGACCUGAUAAGGAACCUCGGGUCGUCCUCAGUAUUGUGCAAUGUCCAGUCUAGUCAUCAGAGCCCAGAGACCACCCCCAGCCUCCCUGGCUUGGCCUGUCCUGGCUGGAGGGAUCGUCCCGGGCUGGUCGUCCCCAGCUCCCCCUUCCCUCUUCUCACAAGCAUGGGUCUCCUUCUGCAAACGAUCACUGGCAUCCACAAAGGCCUCAGCUGUAAGUUCAGUGCUCUCCUCCUGUCAGAACCUGUGAUUGGAUACCUCCGCAGUUGCAGUCGGGCUACACCCAAGCUAUCUCACACCAGAGCCUGGCUCCUCCGACAUGAACACCACCUCCUCUACCUGCUGCUCAGACUGUCACACAGACUGAUUCCCAUUGAUGUGGAAGUAGCAAAACAUGCAUCACUGUACCACCAGGUGGCGCUGGUUCUGCUGUCCUGGUUAUUACCAGGCAGCGAGUUCCUGGCACAUGAGCUGUUCUCCACCAUCAUCUUCAGCAAGGACUUUAUAUCUGAGGGCCACAGCGGAGGGCCAGAGGCUAUAGAGCUGGGGCAGCUGAAGCUCUGUGAGGAAACGCAGCAUCGCACCUCUCCCUCUCUCCAGACUGUUGGUGCUCUCCUCAGAGAAGCAUGUGUCCAGCUGCCAUCUAUCCGGGGCUGCUUCCUCUCUCAGCUGGCCCAUCUGGAGUCAUCUGUGCUGGUGUCUCGAGACGCUCUCCUCGGCCACAACCCUUGGAUCAAUUCCCAUCUCCUCCCAGAGCUCACCGGUCCCACCCUGCCAUCUGAUUGGCCCUAUCUCCCGCUCGUCAGCCUGUACGAGCGAACAGGGUUGUCUGACGGCGGAGCGUUAACAGUGGAGGAGCUGCCUCAUGGGGCUCUGCAGGUGGUGACCCACUGUCUGCAGUGGCUGCUGCUGCUGGAGGUCUGGAGAGAGGAAGCUCUAAAGGUGAUCCCCCCGGUCGCCAAGCUCGCCCGCCUGUCCUGUGUGUUCCUGUGCUCCAGUGACUUGUUCCUGGAGAGACCUGUUCAGAAACUGACCUGGGGUCUGUUCAGACUGAUGACCAGGCCCUGCAGGCUAGACGCUUUGGACCUGAAUGUCCCUCCUCCAGGUUUGGCUUCCUUCCUUGACUUGUAUUCAGCCCUUUUGGCUCAGUACGAAGCCGUGUCCUUCGGAGACUGGCUGUUUGGCUGCUGGCUCCUCUUACCCCUGCAGCGGAGGUACAACGUCACCAUGAGGCUGGCUGUGUUUGGAGAACAUCUCGGGAUGCUGAGAUCACUGGGAGUAACUAUGGAGCAGCUGUCCAUCCCUAUUGAGCGGUUCACCUCUCCCCCUGAAGACUCUCUCCCUCUCCUCCGUCUCUACUUCCGCUCCUUGCUAACCGGCACCCUGAAGCUCUGCCGGUGUCCGAUCUUGUAUGUGGUUGCUUUGUCUCACGUCAACUCCUUCAUCUUUUCUCAGGACGCUGCAGCACAGGAGGUUGAAGCAGCUCGACACAAUAUGCUGAGGAAAAUCUACUACCUGACGGAUAUGGUGUUGAAGAACCAUCUGCUGCUCUUCCGUCUUCCCCGGCAGCAUUCAGAGUUUGGGUUCGAUACGUACGACCAGUUGCCUCCCAUCAGGGCGAAGCGCUUGGAGAGUGUCCUGGGUCGGCAGGACAGCAGUGAUGACAAAGGAGACUGAGUGAAGCAGCGAGUGGGGAAAAAAUAAACGAGAAAACAUUUCUGUGACCCCUGUUGCUGAAGGAAAGCAAAACCUGAGGUAAACGCGAACAGCCCCGGAUGAAGGAGCACACAAGUAGUUUUUAGUACUAAACCAGAGACCAUCUUGCAAUUUGAUCACAUCACCUGCGACACACGUCCUCGUGAUAACGUUCUGACCCAUGAGGGCCCAGAAGUCAUCAACACAUUACUGACUGGCAUUGCAGCUGGUGUGAUCUCAUCGAAAGACAAUCUGUAUUUUCACCUAAUGUCUUUGAGUUGACAGGAAUGAUCCUUGAUCCGCCUUUGGUCCCGCCCCUACCUCCAACUCGCUGCCCUUGCUCAGACCACACCCAUCUUCUGACGCAGCCCUCAUUUGGUCUCACUGUGGAGACACAAAUACACACACACACACACACACACACACACACACACACACAAACUCCCAACAUGAACAAUACCAGCCUUGCCGUCGCGGCUGGUAAUAAUACAGGAUCAUCACUGGAAAUUAUCUGAAAGUUUGUUUUCUAAAUUUCCACAAACCUUUCUGAACCACAAAACAGCAAAAGGCUUGAUACAAAUGCUAAUAAUGAAAUGCAGAUAAAAGAACUUUUCCUGUAAAGCAAAUGGCCGGGGGGGCUAAAAUCUUUUUCUUUGUAACACCAGCACUUUGCCAGAUUUACAGUGUCUGCUGUGGGCGCGGGUUGAUUCUUAAGUGAAGGCAAAUAUUCUUCUUUAGAAAAAGUGCCUGAAAUUGUCUUUUUGGGGCGGAAUAAAACAUGAUUUCAAGUAUGUGUAAAUUAUUAUUAUUUUAUUCUUUUAUCACUGUAUGACUCAGAACUGCAGCCCAAAAGAUUGUAUUAAACCCUGUUGGGGGGUUUAUAGCACCUGUGGCCACAUCACAAAUGCCAACACAAAAUAAAACAAAAUAACAACUCAAAUCUUGAUAGGUUCUGGGGAAAGUUCAGUUAAGCAGAAUGCUUUGUUCCCUCUCAGUGUCUGAUCAAUAACAGUCACUCUGACAUCCUGACAGAGACUCGCACUUUUCCAUUGAAGCUGCCCUCCUUAAAAAUCUGUGUUAAAUCGCAUUUGGAAAAUGCCCACAAGGUCCUGAUGGGUUUUCUGUGCAUGUGCUUGUGUGUCCCCUAUUGUGCUCAGUUGGAUAACAAAUUAACUGCAUCACACAAGUUAAUCUUCUCACUUAAUCUAUUAGGAAUCACACAUUAUUGCAAAUUUUUGGCAUAACUUCGGAGAGUGAAUAUAUAUAAUGGGUUUUGUGUUAUUUGUGUCCUUUAUAAAUUCUCUCAAAGCAUUUGAAAAUAGCGACAGUUCAUUUGCCAGGAAAAAAAGAACAACUUGUAAAUCUGAUUUUGGUGAUUUGAUUAUCUUGCAAGCAUAAAAAUUCCAGCACACCCCAGUAAUGUCCAGAUUGUCUUAGUUCAUUACUUUAGUCAUACAUAACUACAAAUCUGUGUUUAAUAUUUGAUGAUCUGUUUUCAAGCAUUGCAAAUUCCUUCAUCAUCUAACCAUUAUUUAAUGUUUCAUCUUUGGCUCCUGUCCUUUUCAUGGUUGCAGCAGUAGAUGCCUAAAACAGACUAGAUACAUUCUGUUUACUUGUUUUUUUCUACUUCUGGAAAUGAUAGAAUGGUUCUUGGUUUGAUUCUGACCUACUGCAACAUUGCAGCAUAGAAACUUCAAAUACAACUGGAGAAAUAAUUUUUCAACAAGAACUGAUAUAGAAAACUCUGUUCAAUAACAAUAACUAAUAUAUUCCUUCUUUAUUUUAAAGGAAUGUGGCCAUGAUUUACUUCAGAUGAAAUGAGGUGUAACCACAACUCAGUUGUUUAUUUGCAGAUUUGGUGUUUCCAAUCAGCAAAAGUUAUGUCAGUGCCUCUAAAAUGAUAAUAAUAUGAACAUGGUUUCCAAGGGUCCUGAACAAAUCUGAAAUCAAAAAUCCUUAUUUUGAAGUGUUUUGAAUAUGAUUUUGACUGGUCUAAAAAGAAAAUUGAUAAUCAAAUCUAUACGACUGUUGUUAAGGUUGUUAAGUUAAACUAAUUCUGCCAUGAAAAAACCCAACAGCAAAUGCACACACAUAGUUGUGUGACAUGUAGUCAUGUUCACGGUGAACGUGAAUAAAUUCACUAGCUUUGCCAGUAAUGCUGGGACAUUGAUUUUCCCCUUUCCCUUUUAUGGUUCUUUAAUUUUUUUCCCAGUACAGACGUGAAAUAGGUCUUGAAUUCCGUCCUUAAUGAUCUCAAAAAAGUAUUAAGUUGAAAACUACGGAAAGUCUGUAUGAAAAAGUACUCCGACACCAGUUUCUGGACAAUAACAUUUGCCUUUUAAAAUGAAGAACUUUAAAUGCCUGACAGCAACACAUCUAAUUAUGAUUUUAUUGCAGCUUUAAAAAUCCACCGUCUCUGUUUCAACAUGUGAAAUGUUUCUGGGGUGAGAUCAGUCUAUUCCAGGACUAAAUGGCCCACAAAUUUCAUAACCGACUAUUUGAUGUCUCAAGAUCUUAUUCGGAUGGUCAUUCACUGGAUUUACUUGGCGUUGCAUGAAGAUUGUUUGAGUGUGGCGACCUGAAUUAUACUGAAUGUCACGUGGCGGCUGUUUUGAUCUCUGCAAUAGGAGUCCAUCUUUAUCAAUAAUAACAGGUACAUAAAGGCAAUCUGAAACUUAAAACCCAGACAAAUACUAAUUAUGAAAUGUUUAAUCUUUCAAACACCCUCUCUUUUGUCUCUGGUCCAUCAGUAAUACGGUUGUGAAGGUGAAUUCCUGUUUCUGAUUAAACUCAUUUGUUUUUUAACUCUU
This is a messenger RNA of Scophthalmus maximus (turbot), 7308 nucleotides long. It is a transcript of the gene rpap1, whose product is annotated as RNA polymerase II associated protein 1. Gene Ontology annotation, cellular component: nucleus. Gene Ontology annotation, biological process: transcription by RNA polymerase II. The transcript is spliced from 28 exons. NCBI's taxonomy places the organism in Eukaryota, Metazoa, Chordata, Actinopteri, Pleuronectiformes, Scophthalmidae. The record is from RefSeq and is a predicted model, not a curated record. Bases 188 to 4480 code for a protein of 1430 amino acids.